Messenger RNA from Scheffersomyces coipomensis, 1180 nucleotides. Its product is annotated as dienelactone hydrolase. Gene Ontology annotation, molecular function: hydrolase activity. Lineage: Eukaryota; Fungi; Ascomycota; Pichiomycetes; Serinales; Debaryomycetaceae. The transcript has a single exon. The coding region runs from base 394 to 1122 and encodes 242 amino acids. The record is from RefSeq and is a predicted model, not a curated record.
AGUAGAACACACCCCUGCCGCAGUACUAUAAAUUACCUCUCCGAUAACAUCCAACCUGCAAUACUUAACACAACUAUACUUCGGUAAACAAACCGUCCUUCUCAUUUUAUUAAGCACAAAUCCCUACCGCAAUACUUAAAGAAGAAAAGUUCGGUUCAAUUAACAGUUAUUUUGUACCUUGCCGUGCGGAAUCCUUUACCGAUUACUGUUUUUGGAUUCAACACCGAAGAUCUCCUAAUCCUUAAAAUUUAAAUUAAUAUCAAUAACGUCAAUUUGACGUAAAACUAUAUAAACGAGAUCAAUUGUUCUUCAAAUUACUCUGUUUUCUCUUUUUCGAACUCAUUAAUUGAAUCUAAUCAGUUAAACUCUAUAUAAAUAAUAAAUAAAUCAAUCAUGGCUUCUUUACCUCCAAGUGCUUGUUGUGCCGUUAAAUUCGAUCAUGAAGGUGAAUCAGUUGGUACUUUAAAAACCGUUGCUGGUUUACAUUCUUAUGUUACUGGUGAAUCAUAUGGGGUUGAAAAAGUUAUUAUUAUUCUUAGUGAUAUUUUUGGUCUUGCCUUAAAGAAUAAUUUAUUACUUGCUGAUCAAUUAUCUGCUUUAGGUAAAAUUCAAGUUAUUAUUCCUGAUAUUUUAGGUGGUGAUGGUGUUGAAUCAAUUGAAAAAUUCGAUAGAACAACCUUUUUCGCUGCUCAUGGUCCUCAUGUUACUACUCCUCUUGUUAAUGAAUUCUUAAAGACUUAUCGUGAAGAAUUCAAACCAAAGACUCUUUUUGGUAUUGGUUAUUGUUUUGGUGCUUAUUUCACUAUUGAAAAUCUUUCCAAAGAUGGUUUAUUAGAUGCUGGAGCUGUGGCUCAUCCAUCAAUGGUUUCAAAAGAACUCAUUGAAAAUCUUGCUAAACCACUUUUAAUCUCCAGUGGUGAAGCUGAUGCUGCUUUCACUCCUGAGUUAAGAGAAUUAACUAUUAAAAUCUUAUCUGAAAAGAAAGAUCUUAGAUGGCAAUUAGAUUUAUUCCAAGGUGCUUAUCAUGGUUAUGCUGUUAAAGGUGAUAUUUCAGUUCCUUUAAUUAAGUAUGCUAAAGAAAAAACCGUCAUUGAUCAAAUCUAUUGGUUUGGUCAAUUUUAGAUAAUUUGAUAUAUAUCUCUUUCUAGCUCUAGUUUCUAUAUAGAUUUUAUUACAUUUA